AUGGCAUUAAAAUACGCCUAUUUCAUAUCACGGAGGAAUUUAUUCCUUUCAUUGAAACAGUUGGCAAAUUUAAAGGAAUAUCAGGAAAAACGUCUUGUUGGGUACACUGCAGAGGAGAUGUUCAAUAUCGCAGCAAAUGUAUCCGAAUAUCCUCAAUUUGUACCAUGGUGUCAAGGUGCCAGUGUUGCAAAACAUUCACCAAAUUUGUUUACUGCUCGGCUGAAGAUCGGCUUUCCGCCUGUUUGUGAAACGUAUACGUCUCGAGUUUCUACCGUAAAACCAAGUAUAGUUCGAUCUGUCUGUACCGACAAAACGCUAUUCAAAACAUUGGAAUCGACAUGGCAGUUUAGUGCAGGUCAAGUUAACAAUACUCGUUCUUGUACUCUAAUAUUUAGUCUUUCUUUUGAAUUCCAUUCAAUGUUUCAUACCGUUCUUGCACAUCACUUUUUCGAUCAUGUUGUGGAAAGUAUGGUUGUAGCAUUCUUAAAAAGAGCUGAAACUAAAUACGGUCCACCGUCUUUCGAUCAUUACAAAAAUUUUAAAGUUUUAAAAAAAAUCCGGUAG
Messenger RNA from Brugia malayi, 564 nucleotides. RefSeq lists its product as uncharacterized. Bases 1 to 564 code for a protein of 187 amino acids. Gene Ontology annotation, molecular function: ubiquinone binding. Gene Ontology annotation, biological process: ubiquinone biosynthetic process; cellular respiration. The record is from RefSeq and is a predicted model, not a curated record. Gene Ontology annotation, cellular component: mitochondrion. NCBI's taxonomy places the organism in Eukaryota, Metazoa, Nematoda, Chromadorea, Rhabditida, Onchocercidae. The transcript has 4 exons.